AAAUUGCUGGCACAGCGUUAAGGCUCACAAGGGACAAAUGUUCCUUUGUUCCCGUCAAUUUGCCGAAUGUGAGUUGGCUCCUGGGGCAGCACAGAUGCCUCACAGGCGGUCAAGUGCGACACAUUUGGUUUGACCGAAUCAAUGUCUUCACAGCCCUUCAUGCGGUUGUUCUCUGGGAUGAACAAUCAAUACACCCGUCGGGAGGUCUUCUGCCAGAACACCUGCCAUGAUCUCAAGCGUUUCUGGGAAAGGGAAAUUGGUAAACAGACUUACUACCGAGAAUCGGAAGAACAUCGUCUGGGAAGAAGCGCACUGAGAAAGCUCAGAGAAGAAUGGAAGCAGAAGCUGGAAACUAAGCUGAGGCUGCGGAACAAUCCAGAGGACACUGAAAAGCGGACAAAUGUUGGCUGAGAGCUUCCUGCUUCAUUGACACAAGAAGAUACAAAACACUGAGGUCACUUUGCUAGGAGAAGUCAAUGCAAAUCCCUGAGUCCCUUUGCUAUACCUGUCAGCCCUCACACUAUUGUUUCCCCCGCCAGGAGAGGAUUUACCUGUAAAUGCUUUCCCAGUGCUUGAUGGCAGUUAUUGGUCAAGUCAGUCCUCUGUGCAUGGGCGCCAGGUUAUUAUCCCAAAUGUCUCUAAAGAUAGCUUAUUUAAUAUCGAAGCUCCAUGCAGCAUUCCUUGCUUCUAUAUAAUUAUCUUCUAAUUUUGAAAUCCAAAUAUUUUAAACUCUAAACACCCCAAGAGGAAUCCUCAACCUUCAUGGUCAAACUUUAAACAUUGCACAGUGGUAUUGCCCCACCAUUUCACCUAGGAAACACAGCUUUAUGGAAUUCUUGUUUUCUUUUUAUAAGAAGAGAAAUGCACCUAUCUGCAAAAAUUAAAAAAAAUUAUCAAUAGUCAAAGUACAGUUUGAAAAUAAAUUGAUCUAAUAUAUUUUUCUUCAUAUAAAUUUAAUUGGCUUUUUCAAAAAUAUAUUUACCAAGAAUAAUAUCAGAAUAAUUUUAAUAAAGCUUGGUUGUCCUGUCAUCACUAUGCACAUGCCUUCAUUUUAUUGCUUUAUUUUAAUCUCUGCAUGUUUGCACUGGUUGGCUCUCUGUCAGCCCAGCCAAAGUCUAUCUGGCCACUCCACAGAGUAUUUACUACACAGAUUCUGGAUUUUGAAAUGGUACAGUCACUCCCUUGCCAUCUCUCAAGUUCAGCAGCACCAGGGUUUGAUGCUUGCGAGAGUGCAAACUGUAACUGGGCCUCAGGCAAUUAUUUUAACCAAGGGAAGGGAGAAGAGAUACAACGAUAUAAAGUCCUGGGUACUUGCUGGCUAUAAGCAACACCUGCAAGGCCUUAUAUACUAUACACAGAGGAAAUGUUUAUGCAGACGCACCUGACAGCAAUAACAAGAUAACAAGUUAAGCAAAUACACUGAGAAUGAUAUUAUGGUCUAAGAAGAAUGUGUGUUCAGAGUCCCAAGCUAAGAAAUCUGGGAGUGGCUAACCUGGAGUUUCAUACUUUAACUGUGAAGGACACCUGAACCCCCCAGCCAUCUUUUGGAACGUAGGUUGUACAGGGGAUCAAAGCCUUUUGUUUUGGGUUAGAUGGUGGUUGCUAGGUGGAGGGUGCUAAGUGAAAAUGCUAUAUAAACUGCAUGUUUUUUACAAACAGUGGUGGUUCCCUUGUCCAGCCCGCUGCCACUGGACCAUCCCUGUAUGUAAGUUCCCCCAAUAAACCCUAUGUCUCAUUC
Messenger RNA from Chlorocebus sabaeus (green monkey), 1738 nucleotides. It is a transcript of the gene FAM240A, whose product is annotated as family with sequence similarity 240 member A. NCBI's taxonomy places the organism in Eukaryota, Metazoa, Chordata, Mammalia, Primates, Cercopithecidae. The record is from RefSeq and is a predicted model, not a curated record.